This is a messenger RNA of Mandrillus leucophaeus (drill), 659 nucleotides long. RefSeq names its product ChaC, cation transport regulator homolog 2 (E. coli) (gene CHAC2). The record is from RefSeq and is a predicted model, not a curated record. The transcript has 3 exons. Gene Ontology annotation, biological process: glutathione catabolic process. Lineage: Eukaryota; Metazoa; Chordata; Mammalia; Primates; Cercopithecidae. The coding region runs from base 105 to 659 and encodes 184 amino acids. Gene Ontology annotation, cellular component: cytoplasm. Gene Ontology annotation, molecular function: glutathione specific gamma-glutamylcyclotransferase activity; gamma-glutamylcyclotransferase activity.
CUGCGCCCCGCGCAGCCGGUUACUCGCUUACCGGAGGCUGCAGUCUCCCGCGGCGCGGCGACAACUAGGGUUCACCGUCGCCGUGGCAGAGGAGCCGCGAAAAGAUGUGGGUUUUUGGUUACGGGUCCCUGAUCUGGAAGGUGGAUUUCCCCUAUCAGGACAAGCUGGUCGGAUACAUCACAAACUACAGCAGGCGCUUCUGGCAGGGCAGCACGGACCACCGCGGGGUCCCCGGCAAGCCUGGAAGAGUUGUGACUCUUGUUGAAGAUCCUGCGGGAUGUGUAUGGGGUGUUGCUUACAGAUUGCCAGUAGGAAAGGAAGAAGAAGUAAAAGCAUACCUUGACUUCAGAGAGAAAGGAGGCUACAGAACCACAACAGUCAUUUUUUAUCCAAAAGAUCCCACAACAAAACCAUUCAGUGUAUUGCUAUAUAUUGGAACAUGUGAUAAUCCUGAUUAUCUUGGUCCUGCACCUCUGGAAGACAUUGCUGAACAAAUUUUUAAUGCAGCUGGUCCAAGUGGAAGAAAUACAGAAUAUCUUUUUGAACUUGCAAAUUCUAUUAGGAACCUUGUGCCAGAAGAAGCAGAUGAGCAUCUUUUCGCUUUGGAAAAAUUGGUAAAGGAACGUUUAGAAGGGAAACAGAACCUCAAUUGCAUAUAA